AUGGGGUCGACGGUCAACGGUCCGCCUCAGCAGCCGAGUUUGGCAUGGCGCACCACUUCAUCCAUACUCAUGGGCUUGUCUGUCGCGGUAUCGAAAGGGUUUCUCUAUGGCCUGAACAAGGUAGAGACCAUAGGCCUGGAGAGGUUUGUUGAGCUGCUCGAUCAGAGGAAAGAUGUCCAGAAGCGCACAAAAGGCUUGAUAACCGUGAGCAAUCACAUUUCCAUGGCUGACUUGAUGCGUUACGUACCUCGCUUCAGUAUAGAUGAUCCUCUCAUAUGGGGUGUUUUGCCCCUGAAAUACUCUUUUAAUCACAGCAACCUGCGGUGGUCGCUCGCCGCUCACGACAUUUGCUUUCAAAACCCUGUCCUGACCACCUUCUUCAACCUCGGGAAAACCCUCCCGACCUACCGGUUCAAGCACUCACCAUACGGCGGUCUGUUUCAACCCACAAUGUCCGACGCCAUCCGCCUCCUCUCGUCGGAGCAGCACGGCCUCAAGUACCUCACCCCACCACCAUCAGCAAGCGGCGACCACCCCGCCCAAAGUCGCCUCCAGUACCCGCCAGCGCCCUCGGACCCGGCACCCGCUGCGCCGUCGUACCGCCCCUGGGACCGCCACGGCUGGGUGCACAUCUUCCCCGAGGCGUGCGUGCACCAGCACCCGGAGCGCGCCCUGCGGUACUUCAAGUGGGGCGUGGCCCGCCUCGUGCUCGAGAGCGGGCCCGAGCCGCCCGACGUCGUGCCCAUGUUCAUCGACGGCACCGACUGCGUCAUGUCAGAGGACAGAGGGUUCCCGCGCUUCCUGCCCCGCAUCGGCAGGCGCGUCCGCGUCGUGUUUGGCGAGCCCCUGGACUUUGACCUGGCCUUUGGCGACCUCAAGCGCAAGUGGGACGCCCUCGUCGCCUCGGCCGCCGCCGCCGCAGCCUCUCGCGCCGCUCCGUCCCGCUGGGCCGUGGCCUUCCCCGCCGAGACCGUCGACCUCGAGCAUGGCGACGAGGCCCGCGCCAUCAGGAUCGAGGUCACCAAGAGGAUACGCGAUGAGGUACUCAAGCUCCGCCGCGGUCUCGGAUAUCCCGACCAAGAUCCCGGCAUGGGCUCGGCCGAGACGUGGGCCAGAGAGCCGGGCGUUGGCUAUACUUACAAAAGUCAUGUGGACGGGAGCAAGGUCAAUGAGAAGCUGUGA
Pyricularia pennisetigena is the source of this 1182-nucleotide messenger RNA. RefSeq lists its product as uncharacterized. Gene Ontology annotation, molecular function: 1-acylglycerophosphocholine O-acyltransferase activity. Gene Ontology annotation, cellular component: mitochondrial membrane. Gene Ontology annotation, biological process: inner mitochondrial membrane organization; cardiolipin acyl-chain remodeling. The record is from RefSeq and is a predicted model, not a curated record. The transcript is spliced from 4 exons. Bases 1 to 1182 code for a protein of 393 amino acids. NCBI's taxonomy places the organism in Eukaryota, Fungi, Ascomycota, Sordariomycetes, Magnaporthales, Pyriculariaceae.